Ictalurus furcatus (blue catfish) is the source of this 2814-nucleotide messenger RNA. It is a transcript of the gene ptbp2a, whose product is annotated as polypyrimidine tract binding protein 2a. The record is from RefSeq and is a predicted model, not a curated record. NCBI's taxonomy places the organism in Eukaryota, Metazoa, Chordata, Actinopteri, Siluriformes, Ictaluridae. The coding region runs from base 90 to 1622 and encodes 510 amino acids. Gene Ontology annotation, cellular component: nucleus. The transcript has 14 exons. Gene Ontology annotation, biological process: regulation of RNA splicing; mRNA processing. Gene Ontology annotation, molecular function: mRNA binding.
GCCUCCAUUUUGUUGCCUUGUAUGCCGCUAGAAGAAUUGUUGUUGCUGCUGCUGCUUUUGUCUAGAGUGCGGAGAGAUAUUUUUCAGCGAUGGACGGCAUCAGUGAUGUUGCAGUUGGUGUAAAGAGGGGGUCAGAUGAGCUGUUGUCCGGCAGCAUGUACAACAGUCCCAACUCGGGGAUGAGCAGUAUCAGUGAUGGCACAUCCAACGGAAGUGACAGUAAAAAAUUGAGAGUUGAAGAAAGGGUGGGAGAGGCUCCUCCAUCACGUGUUCUUCAUAUAAGGAAACUACCCAGUGAGGUCUCGGAGACAGAGAUCAUUGCCUUAGGAUUGCCCUUUGGAAAGGUCACUAAUAUCCUUACCUUGAAAGGCAAAAACCAGGCAUUCCUAGAGCUUAGUACGGAAGAAGCCGCUAUUACCAUGGUGAACUACUAUUCAGCUGUUACACCACAUAUUCGAAAUGUUCCCGUCUUCAUUCAGUAUUCAAAUCACAAAGAGCUCAAGACUGAGACAAACCAGUCUGGAACACCUACAUCAGGCUCCAGUGACGGCACACUCUCGACACCCAGCAGUCCAGUCUUGAGGAUUAUCAUAGACAACAUGUUCUACCCUGUCACUCUAGAUGUGUUGCAGCAGAUCUUCUCAAAGUUUGGCACAGUUAUGAAAAUCAUCACUUUCACAAAGAACAAUCAGUUUCAGGCCUUGCUACAGUAUAAUGAUGCAGCGAGUGCUCAGCAAGCCAAAGUGGCACUCGAUGGUCAGAACAUAUACAAUGCUUGCUGUACGCUCCGUAUAGACUACUCCAAGCUUGUCAACCUGAAUGUGAAGUACAACAAUGAUAAGAGCAGGGACUACACUAGACCGGAACUGCCUGCGGGUGAUGGGCAGCCUGCUGUGGACCCCUCGGUGGCAGCGGCCUUUGGCAAAGACUCGAACUCUCUGCUCGGUAAGAUCCCAGGUGCUCUGAGUCCUCUGAGUGCGGCGGCGGCAGCGGCGGCGGCGGCAGGUCGAGUGGCUCUGUCUGGACACUCUGGUAACGGAGUGCUCCUGGUUAGCAAUCUCAAUGAUGAGAUGGUUACGCCCCAAAGUCUGUUUACCCUCUUCGGGGUGUAUGGUGACGUGCAGCGUGUGAAGAUCCUCUACAACAAAAAAGAUAGUGCACUGAUACAGAUGGCAGAUAUGAAUCAGGCCCAACUUGCAAUGAGUCAUCUUAAUGGCCAGAAGAUGUAUUCAAAAAUCAUCCGUGUGACCUUGUCCAAGCAUCAGACAGUUCAGUUACCCAGAGAUGGCUUGGAUGAUCAAGGCCUCACCAAGGAUUUCACGAAUUCUCCUCUACAUCGUUUCAAGAAGCCUGGCUCCAAAAACUUCCAGAACAUCUUCCCUCCCUCUGCCACCCUGCAUUUGUCAAACAUCCCGCAAGACAUAACUGAAGACGACCUCAGAGUACUGUUUACUAACUCCGGAGGCACUGUGAAAGCGUUCAAAUUUUUCCAAGAUCGCAAAAUGGCUCUAAUUCAGUUAUCUACUGUUGAAGAGUCCAUUCAGUGCUUGAUCGACCUACACAACUACAACAUGGGUAACAAUCACCAUCUGAGGGUCUCAUUCUCCAAAUCAACAAUAUAAAAGAAUCCGAGACGCGUUUAAUGUUUUCUAAUGUUACCUGUUGACUGUUUUUGUACACUGGGGACCACGUUUUGUUUUCUUUUACCAGUCAUUCCUUAUGAAAAUGAGUGAAAAAAAUAUACCAGAUUUAUCUGAGGGGAGAGAAAAGAAUGCUUUACCCUGUUAGCAGUCCCCUUUGUAUUACCUCCCCCCAGUUGUUCUUCAUAGGAGGUUGAUUCCUCUUUAUUCUGAUUAGUUGACAAAGAAUGUGCCUUACUCAACAAACUGUCAAACAUUUUCACAUCCAUAACUUUUCAUAAAUGCAAGACAUCCACCACAUAGCAGCAUAGGCUUUUUUUUGUUGUGAAGGUGUUCAUGGUUUAAAAAAAAAAAAAAAGUGUCAGUUGCUUUUUGUUUUUCUUUCCCUUGUGUGAACUGUACAGUGCGUGUGAAAUCCUGCCUCUACAAGCUCAAGUCCAUGUGUUAGCUUUUUUGACCAUUUGUCUUGUUUUGCUUAUUUGAUGAGCUUGGAUUGUGGAGCUUGGCGAAAGAUCCAGUGGCGUGUAUAUAACAGACUAUUCUAGUGCUUAAUGGUCACUGCAAGGUUGAGUGCUAGUUUGUAUCCAAUUGAUUUUCAAAAGGUUAUGAUACAGUAUGCCACGUUCAGUUUUUGCAUAGUAGGCACUGACCAUUUUAAAACGUAUUGGAAUUUAUUUUUUUUUGAUAUACAUCAAUUUUUUCUGCAUGUCUAGAUAAGUUCUGAGAAUCUUUGUUAGAGAACAGCAGUUGCAUGAAUUUUAAAGCUAACAGACAUGAGCCUGAAGUUUGACAUGAGUAUGUAGAAUAGGGGCAACCUGGUGGGACCAAAGUUUGUGCCUUUAGUCUUAAUUUACUGAGCAUUCAGAUUUUUAGAGUUCCCUGUUUUGUACUUCCCAGAAGCAAGUCCCACAAACAUGCUGAUAUUUAUCUGGUAUGGAAAAAUGUAACGGUUACCAAGAGAUAUAACCCAUUUGCUGCCAAAGCUCCAUGGUUGUAUUUCCCACAUGACUGAACUGUACAUUUUUAAGAUGGUGGUUAAGAAAUUUAUGUAUAGUUUCCUUCUUCUUUUUUUUUAUACAUCUUUAAAAACAUAAGUGCAGUUUGGAUGUGGCACAAUUAAACGAAUGUUUUUUUCUAACACUGUUGAGAAGGAUUUGUCUUGGUUUUGUGUUUG